Phodopus roborovskii (desert hamster) is the source of this 674-nucleotide messenger RNA. RefSeq names its product TATA box-binding protein-like 1. NCBI's taxonomy places the organism in Eukaryota, Metazoa, Chordata, Mammalia, Rodentia, Cricetidae. Gene Ontology annotation, biological process: DNA-templated transcription initiation. The record is from RefSeq and is a predicted model, not a curated record. Gene Ontology annotation, molecular function: general transcription initiation factor activity; DNA binding. Bases 6 to 566 code for a protein of 186 amino acids. The transcript has a single exon.
CCCCAAUGGAUGCAGACAGUGAUGUUGCAUUGGACAUUUUAAUUACAAAUGUAGUCUGUGUUUUUAGAACAAGAUGCCAUUUGAACUUAAGGAAGAUUGCUUUGGAGGGAGCCAAUGUAAUUUAUAAGCGUGAUGUUGGAAAAGUAUUAAUGAAGCUUAGAAAACCUAGAAUUACAGCUACAAUUUGGUCCUCAGGAAAAAUUAUUUGCACUGGAGCAACAAGUGAAGAAGAAGCUAAAUUUGGUGCCCGACGUUUAGCCCGUAGUCUGCAGAAACUAGGUUUCCAGGUAAUUUUUACAGAUUUUAAGGUUGUGAAUGUUUUGGCAGUUUGUAACAUGCCCUUUGAAAUCCGUUUGCCAGAAUUCACCAAGAACAAUAGACCUCAUGCCAGCUAUGAACCUGAACUUCAUCCUGCCGUGUGCUAUCGGAUAAAGUCUCUAAGAGCUACAUUACAGAUAUUUUCAACAGGAAGUAUCACAGUGACAGGGCCCAAUGUAAAGGCUGUGGCCACUGCUGUGGAACAGGUGUACCCAUUUGUGUUUGAAAGCAGGAAGGAAAUUUUAUAACUCAUUUGGUUGGUUAGUCUCUAACUGAGCACCUUGAAACCUGCUGCACAUUGGACUCAAAACACAAGGAAAACUGGACCAACAGUGACUGAGGAAUAGACUCCUGCU